UGCUCUACAAGGGGCAGAACCUCACCGUCUGCUUCCCGGGUGUCCGGCAGGACGAGCUGCAGACUGAGGACACCACUGUUGCCGUCCUGGGGGCUGCCAUCAUGUACGCCUGCGUGCUCUUCGCAUGUAAUGAAGCUUCCUACCUUGCCGAGGUCUUCGGGCCCCUCUGGAUGGUCAAAGUCUACAGCUUCGAGUUUAAAAAACCCUCCUGUUGCUUCUGCUGCCCCGAGAAGAUGGAGGAGGAGCUCAGAGGCACCGAGCAGACGUGUGAGCAAGCAGAGGAGACCGCCGGGGGACGGUGCAUCGUUCAGGAUGAACGAGACCGGGUGGUCUACAGCUACUCAGCCUUCCACUUCGUCUUCUUCCUCGCCUCACUCUACGUCAUGAUGACCCUCACCAACUGGUUCAGCUAUGAGAAUGCAGUGCUGGAGACCACCUUCACACACGGCAGCUGGUCGACCUUCUGGGUGAAGGUGUCCUCGUGCUGGGCCUGCGUCCUGCUCUACCUGUGGCUGCUGCUGAGCCCCCUC
Messenger RNA from Balearica regulorum gibbericeps (East African grey crowned-crane), 530 nucleotides. Lineage: Eukaryota; Metazoa; Chordata; Aves; Gruiformes; Gruidae. The record is from RefSeq and is a predicted model, not a curated record.